GUUUUUUUGCCCGCGCGCGGCUCCAACCGACCAGCACAGCCUUUCAUAUUGCUCGGAGAGUCGCCUACUACUGGGCCAUGGUUCGCACAGCCAAGGAGCCCGCGAAAAAGUCCACCGUGUCGAAGGCCCAAGCCAAGGAGCCGCAGGAGGCUGAGACUGCUCCGCGGACGGAUGAGAUUGCGGCGCCAAAGGCGGAUGCGGAGGAAAUCAACGACUUCGCUUCGCGCGCGGACCGCUGCCCAGUUUAUCCAGGCGACGUGUCGCGCCUCGUCGUCGCGCCGCGCCGCAUCGACGCCGCGGCGCUCGUCUAUGACGAGGGCGCAUCUUCGUGGGACGGCGGCCAUAGCAGGGACUGCGAAAGCCACAUCGCGGUGACCACCGCUGGUAUCGUCAUGGAUAAUGCGGGGCAGCGCUCGAUCGCCGAGCACGUCGCGCAGCUCCGCGAGGCGAACAAGCGACAGAGAUAUGGAGUGCCUGGAUGUUACAGCGACACGGGCACCGAGGCGCAGGGCGCGAUGCGGUUUCUCGAGGAGCUCGUCAAGCGCCCGGAUGCCGAAGUCAUGCUCGGCGGGCGCGGGCGCUGGCAUAUCGGCAAGGACUCGACCGGCUCGCACCACGGGUUCGGCGCCGAGGAGGGAUACGUCUCCACCAAGGCUUCGUUGGCGUGGAUCGUCCACGACCUCAAGAACAGCGACUCGUUUUACCGCAGCGUGGACGCCGCCGAGCUUGUUCAAAGCCCUCACUACGGCGUCACGCGCGAGACGCUGCGCGCCGUUUUCUGCGACGACGCGUUUGCGGCCGACGGCAACCUCGUGAAGGCCCUCGCCGAGAAGCUGAAGACGUGGUCGAUCUACGUGACGCCGCCCGGAAUGGCCGCGUACAACGUAGACAACCCUUCGAGGACUGAACCCGGAUCCCACGGCCUGACGACGCAGUUCUUCCCCGGGCAGCAGUUCAACGGCGACCAGGUCGGCGAGGGCAGCAUCUUGGUCUGUCUCGAGCACGACGUGAGCGCGGCCCGGAGCGCGGCCGCGCUGAGCGGCCUCCCGAGCGAUCUCGUGGGGGAAGUUGCGCAAUUCACCGACCUACUCGCCUCGCCGGUCAAGUCCCUCGUCGUCCUCGCCGAGCGGAACGGCUUCUAUACGGUUCCGGACAGACCCGAACGAGAACAAGAUUCGGACGGCUACGAGUUGGAAGAUUACUGAUUCGAGUGCAUGUGACAUCAUGUGUAAGACUCUUUGUUACGAA
This is a messenger RNA of Pelagomonas calceolata, 1248 nucleotides long. The record is from the annotation of a GenBank genome assembly. NCBI's taxonomy places the organism in Eukaryota, Pelagophyceae, Pelagomonadales, Pelagomonadaceae.